AUGAUAGGAGUUACAGCUGUUCCUACAUCUAUGGUAAGUGUUCCAAAAUUAACUGUCUCAGAUGGUAGUCCUCAUUUCACUGAUGUUCCUCUAUAUCAAAGUACAGUAGGGAUGCUCCAGUAUUUGUGCAUCACUCGACCAGAAUUAUCCUUUUGUGUUAACAAGUUGAGCCAGUAUAUGAAUUGUCCAAGUGAGACUCAUUGGAGAGCAGUUAAACGUGUGUUAAGAUAUCUUAUUGGGACUAUUGACCAUGGUUUGUUUUUCACCAAAGGGAAUGUUGAGGUUGUUGGGUAUUCAGAUGCUGACUGGGCCUCGUCUGUUGAAGAUCGACGUUCCACCACAGGCUUCAUGUUGCCUAUAUAUGGUGGCAGAAGUUCAUCUCAAAAGCUAUUCUUGAUGUAUUCUUUCUCUUGA
Molecule: messenger RNA, 414 nt
Organism: Gossypium raimondii (Peruvian cotton)
Lineage: Eukaryota; Viridiplantae; Streptophyta; Magnoliopsida; Malvales; Malvaceae
Product: secreted RxLR effector protein 161-like
Exons: 2
Coding region: 1-414 (137 amino acids)
Source: RefSeq, a predicted model, not a curated record